AUGAAGCUUUACGCUAUACCCUUCAUCGUGAGCUAUGUUGCCGCCAUCUUGCCUGUGAAGGACUUUAGAGUGCUGGACAUGGGCAGCAAUGUGGUCCAAAAGCAGGCAGUUUUGGCGACUGCUUCGUCGUCGGCAUUGUCGUUGUCGUUGUCGUUGUCGUCCUCGUCCUCGUCGUUGCACUCCGUCAGUGCACCCGGUUCCUCGAACUCGUCUGCUUCAACGACGGUCUCGAGCUCCGCUACCUCAUCGCUCGAAUCGGCAGCCAGCUCUGCUACAUCGUCGCUCGCAUCCGCAGCUAGUUCUGCUACUUCGUCGUCUCUCCCCAUUGUGCAGUUGACGGACACUUCCUUCUACAUAGUCACAGACUCGUCUCGAGCUGUUUAUUACCUCGAUACGAACAUCUACGACGCUGCAUCUUCAUACAACAGCACAUUCCCGCUCUUGAUCGAUACAGGGAGCUCCAUGUCGUGGAUCUACAACGAGAGCUGCUCGUCUGGACCGUGUACCGACGCUGCCAAGUUCGACGACGACGGAGUGCCAAGGUACUCGUCCACCAAGUUCAACUUGGCAUACUCUGGUGACGUCGUCUCCGGGGACCUUGUAACCACAAACGGUUCAGACUUGACGCUAUCCGUUCGCUCUCCCACGAUGUCCAUUGGGCUCCAAAAUAUCACUAUUGGGCUCGCUAACACCUCGCCCUCUAUCUUCGAUGGCUACAACAUCAGCGGAGUGAUUGGAAUACCGGCCACAUUCACGUUGGACCACAAGAACGUUAUCCAGCAGCUCUACACCCAAGGAGUCAUAGAUAAGAAGAUAGUUCUGGUAAUUAUAAACACAAACAACUCGGCAACUUCGUACAUGGGCUCCACGGCAGCUGAGGUAACAUCCUCGAGCUACGGAGGGGUCUUAUUUCUUGGCUCGGUAUCCAAUCCGUUCGCUUCGCCAGAGAACACUGUGGUCUACGCAGACGUGGUACCCAACUCAAACGCCUACUGGUUGAUGAACGCUACAGAAAUCGAAAUCCAGAGCCAGAAUGGAACAACCGAAUACCUCAACUACACAAACUCUGGCAACGACCGUCAAGCCAUCAUUGACACGGGAACUACAGGUAUAGUUAUGCCCAUGGCAGACGCAAAUCUUGUCCACGAGCAGUUGUUCGGGUCAGACUUGGUUACAGAUGGAUUGGGAAACUAUGCAUUCAAAUGCUCCAGCCAGAGUGCUGAGAUCUCAUUCACAACAAGUGGAGGUGAAACCUUGACUAUUCUAUCAUCUUACUUCACAGGAAAUGCAUACACAUCGCUGGCUCUUACAGGGUACUGCGCGUCUAAGAUCCAGGGUACCACGACCAACGACUUUUGGAUCUUGGGAGCUGCCUUCUUGAGUCAGUACUUCACAACAUUUGACUUGGAAACUGCUCAGCUUGGCUUCACGGUGGCUAGUGACACCUCCUACAUACUUAAGAAUGCCACUAGCUCCAACGGUACAGCCUCAUACUCGGCUACGACACUUCUUUCUGUCAGCUCUACAAAGACCGCCACAAGUUCAGGCUCCACUACAUCAGGUAAGAAUGGGGCCACUUCUUCCCACAGGAUUAAUAUUUCAUCAUUCUUCAAGGGGCUCUUCUUAAUAUUCUUCAUGAUAUAG
Dujonia railenensis is the source of this 1644-nucleotide messenger RNA. The record is from the annotation of a GenBank genome assembly. Lineage: Eukaryota; Fungi; Ascomycota; Pichiomycetes; Serinales; Debaryomycetaceae.